Molecule: messenger RNA, 1515 nt
Organism: Panicum hallii
Lineage: Eukaryota; Viridiplantae; Streptophyta; Magnoliopsida; Poales; Poaceae
Exons: 4
Coding region: 1-1233 (410 amino acids)
Source: RefSeq, a predicted model, not a curated record
AUGUUUCCGCUGUUCCGUUCCGUUCCCACCUGCUGCUGCGCUCUCCACCGUCCCACGCAAACGGCACUGCGCCGCGCCGGGUACAUAAACGGAGGCAGCUGUGGGGUUGGGGACUUGGGGUUUUGGCGUUUCGCUUCGCUCCUUUCUCCCUCCUCCCGUUCCGGUGGGGUUUUCACUCGCCUCACACCGCUGCCGCGGCCGCUGGGUCUGGGGCUUCCGGCGCCCAGGACCCUAGCAAGCUCCGUCAGCGCGCGGUGGGGGAUUGCUGGGAGGGGUGGUUGGUCCUCCGCGCCUCUACUUCGGGUUCGUCUGCCGGCGUUGGAGGGGAUCAAACGCCUAAGUGGAAUCUUUAAGAUUGAUGAUAAGGAAUACAUAUCAUUGACUGGACAUUUCUCAACCAAAUCAUGCGAGAAAGUGCGGAAAUUGUCAUUGCCACGGUUGGUCGAAGUGGCAAAGGUUCCUAGAUUGGCAGCCUGGCCCAAGAUAUGGAAGGCAUCAAAACCCACUGGUGACAGCAUUGGAUUAUAUUUCUUCCCUCAUGAAAUGAGGCAUGAUGAAGAACUAGAUCAACUAGUUAAGGAAGUCAUGGAUAAAGAUUUGGUCUUGCGGGCUGCCAUUGAUGAAGCUGAAAUGCUGAUAUUCCCAUCUCUUCUACUGCCUGAACGACAUCAGAGAUUCCAAACAAAACACUACCUAUGGGCGGCAUUCAAGGCAAAGGAGGAUAAAGGUGCUGUAAUUGUAGAACAGGAAGAAAAGGAAAAACAACAUGAUUCAUGCCAGCUAGCUGAGGUACAAUCUGAAGAGUCGGAUCAAGAAAAGAUUUUGAUGAAAUGUGACAAACCGUUGGUGUUGGUGAACAAGCAGCUGCCUGCUAACAGCAUUCAAGAAGUUGUAACUUGCUGCAUUCAGGGGCCCACCAACAUGCGCCUUGGACGUGAAGCUCCUGAAGAAAGGAUUCUGAGAGAAUCAUCGCAUCAAGCUGUCGGCACCAGGGCAUCUACUGCUGUUGCUACUGAUGCCACUACAGUUGCUAAUGCUGCUACCGUUCCCUCUGAAGCUACUUCAUUUGCUACUAAUACAGUCCAAGCAUGGAAGCACGCCCAUAGUGUCUUCAGUAUUGUUGUCCGACAAACUCCGGAUCUUGAGCCGAAAGUGCAGCAAUUUAUCAAGGAUAUGGAAAGCGAAGGUUCACUGGUAGCUGUUAUGCAAGGGGAGGCAAUUGGUCCUCGCUAGUGGCCAAGCAAUAUCACAACCGCCAUGCCGUAGCUGUAGGGAGGAGAGAGCACGCCAUGAUCGAGCUGCUCACUGGGGAUAGCAGGCUAGCCAAGGUCCCAUGUUUGUAAGGUGCAUACUUAAAGGACACCACCUGUUUGUAAGGUUCAGGUGCUUGUAGUGUAGUUAGCCUAGCCUGAUGCAGGUUUGGUCGUGCAAAUAAUUUCUCUAGUAACACGUACCUGAGCACCUGUGUUCUGAAUGCUUGCCAUGUCCUUUUGAGAGAACCGGAGUUAUGUCAAA